This is a messenger RNA of Eptesicus fuscus (big brown bat), 888 nucleotides long. Its product is annotated as E3 ubiquitin-protein ligase TRIM38-like. The record is from RefSeq and is a predicted model, not a curated record. The transcript has 5 exons. Gene Ontology annotation, molecular function: zinc ion binding. Lineage: Eukaryota; Metazoa; Chordata; Mammalia; Chiroptera; Vespertilionidae. Bases 1 to 888 code for a protein of 295 amino acids.
AUGGCGUCGGCCACCACCACCAGCAAGAAGAUGCGGGAGGAGGCCACCUGCUCCAUUUGCCUGCACCUGAUGGCCGAGCCCGUGGUCAUCAGCUGUGGCCACAGCUACUGCCAGGCCUGCCUUCUGCACUUCAUGGGCCCGGCCUCCUCACCACGGAGCCAGCAGGACACGGAGACCUUCUCCUGCCCCCAGUGCCGGGCUCCCUUCCAGAGAGGCAGCCUGAGGCCCAACAAGCAGCUGGGCAGCCUCAUCGCCGCCCUCCGGGAGCUGGAGCAGGAGCUGUCCUGCCAGGAGCACGGGGAGCGGCUGCACCUCUUCUGCGAGGACGAGGGCCAGCUCAUCUGCUGGCGCUGCGAGCGCGACCCGCGGCACAAGGGCCACGCCACGGCACUCGUGGAGGACGCGGGCCCCGCCUACAGGGAAAAGCUCCAGGAAGCGGUGAGGAAACUGAGGCAACUGGAAGAGGAAUGCGCCAGCCAGAAAGCGUUCACGGCGAAGCAGAUAGCUGAGUGGAAUGAGAAGAUAGAGGCUCAGAGACAGAAAAUCCAGGCGGACUUCCAGAACCUGCACAGCUUCCUGAGGGAGGAGAAGAGGUACCUUCAGAUACUGGAGAGUGAGAAAGAGCACACACUGCGGAGACUGAGGGAGCGUGAGGCCAAACUGGGGCAGCAGAGCCGGGAGCUGGAGAGCCGCAUCCUGGAGCUGGAGGAGCGAUGCCAGGGCUCCGCCCAGAAGGUGCUGCAGGACGUGAAGGGCGCCCUGAGCAGGAGCCAGGCUGUGCGGCUGGAGACCCCGGAGGCCGUCUCCUUGGAGGUUCAGACCGAGUGCGAGGUUCCCGAGGUCUACUUUGACCUGAGGAAACGGUUGAGGAGCCAUCAAGGUACGUGA